Trichosporon asahii var. asahii CBS 2479 is the source of this 1110-nucleotide messenger RNA. Its product is annotated as acyl-CoA oxidase. Gene Ontology annotation, cellular component: peroxisome. The record is from RefSeq and is a predicted model, not a curated record. The coding region runs from base 1 to 1110 and encodes 369 amino acids. Lineage: Eukaryota; Fungi; Basidiomycota; Tremellomycetes; Trichosporonales; Trichosporonaceae. Gene Ontology annotation, biological process: fatty acid beta-oxidation using acyl-CoA oxidase; lipid homeostasis. The transcript has a single exon. Gene Ontology annotation, molecular function: acyl-CoA oxidase activity; fatty acid binding; FAD binding.
AUGACGUACCUCCGCGUCGGCAUUGCUGCCGACGCGGCGACUACGCUCGCGCGCGCGUGCGCCAUUGCGAUCCGCUACGCUGCGAUCCGGAAGCAGUUCGCGGACGAGGACAAGCCCAAGGACGGCGAGACGGCUGUGCUCAACUACAGCCUUGUGCAGCAGCGUCUCCUCCCCCUCAUCGCGACUUCUUAUGCGCUCUAUUUCGCGUGCCAGGAACUCAAGGACCUGUACGCCAACUACGACAAGCUCCUCUCCGCGGGCAAGACGCAGCAGGCCGAGGCCCUCCUCGCCGAGCUGCACGUGCAGUCCUGUGCGCUCAAGAGCCACGGCACCACCAUCUCCGUCGAGGGCAUCGAGACGUGCCGUCGCGCAUGUGGCGGACACGGCUACGCGCAGUACUCGGGCAUCGGACACUUGUACGCCGACAUGCUGCCCAGUGUCACGUACGAGGGCGACAACUACAUGCUCACGAAGCAAGUCUCCCGCAGUAUCCUCAAGGCGGCCAAGCUCGGCGUGCCCCUCUUCCAGGAGGCGAAGAACGCCAAGGGCGGUAUCUCCAAUGACGACCUCGUUGCCGCGUUUGCGCGCCGUGUCGCCUUCCUCACGACCCAGCAGCAGCAACUCGCCAAGGACGGGUGGAGCAAGAACGCCCUCCUCGUCCCCGGCUGGCGCCUCUCAACCGCUUACGCGCAGUACGUCAUCGUCUCUGCGUUUGCGCGUGCGCUUCCCAAACUCGCUGCCCAGCUGCCCGCCCCUACGGCCCAGGCGCUCGGCGACCUCUUCCGCCUCCACGCCCUGGUCACGCUGGACGCCUCCGCGUCCGAAUUCGCCGACGCCGGCGCGCUCCCCGCGCAGCUCGGCUCGGGCAUCCAGCGCCAAAAGGCCAUCGCCGACGCGCUCGCCAGGGUGCGCCCCAACGCCGUCAACCUCGUCGACGGGUGGGCGUUCAGUGAUCUCGUCCUCAACUCGAGUCUCGGACGCGAGGACGGCCGCGUGUACGAGGACAUCUUCCGCCGCGCGGCGACGAAUCCCGUCAACGAGCUUGUCUUCGACCCCAGGCCCGAGAGCAAGGUCAUCGUCAAGAGGCGCGAGGGAGCGGCCAAGCUCUAA